Messenger RNA from Zasmidium cellare ATCC 36951, 1830 nucleotides. RefSeq lists its product as uncharacterized. The transcript has a single exon. Gene Ontology annotation, cellular component: nucleus. The record is from RefSeq and is a predicted model, not a curated record. Lineage: Eukaryota; Fungi; Ascomycota; Dothideomycetes; Mycosphaerellales; Mycosphaerellaceae. The coding region runs from base 1 to 1830 and encodes 609 amino acids.
AUGAAGCCCGUCGAUAUACCUUUGUCUCGGCGACUACGCAACGGCCAGCGGUUCCAUGACCUCAGUUCAGACCCUCCGUAUGCGCCUCCCACUCGUGCACUACCUUCGGUCCCGCAGAUUGAUACGCCGAUUCAGGGUUACCAGUUAACUGCAAGUGACUCUGAUAUCCAGGACUCGACACAGAGAGAUGCUUCUGGACUUGUUGGUGUGCCUCCGGCUGAGUUGGAACUGCCAUGGGGCCAAUACACAGCUUUGUCAACACUUUUAAAUGGCCUCGGAAACCUAGCUGAGGCCGAUGACUUUGGCUCUACGCCCUCGCUUUCGCCACCAGAGCCUAGUGGCGUGAAACGUAACGUCCCAGAAGAUGGCGUUGGCGAGCAGCCGGAGAGACCACUCAAAACAGCCCGUGUGGCACCUUCAGCUGAUCCCGAGUUGGCCAAUCUCACCUCCGACGAGUACUACGAUGGCCUCGUACUAGCCCCUGCCCACCUCGACAAUGGAACCAUCGACGGACGAUAUCACUGCUCUUGCGGGAAGUCAUACACACGGAGAUUCCGAUUGAAUGACCACCUCCAGCUAAGCAAUGGAGCCGCAAGAUACGUAUGCUCUCUAUGUCCUGCAACGUUCAAACGUGACGACAGUCGGCUGCGACACGAACGGACGGCUCAUCUUGGAGAAAAAUGGCCCUGUCCCAUCUGUUUCCGCACAUUUCGUGCAGACUACAUACACCAACAUCUGAGGUCGAAAGGUAAUGGCUGCCGCGAGGCCCUGGCAGCGGCUCUUCGAGUGCAAGGCACACCAGAAUCGAAACCUCUUACCGGACCAGUCUACUAUCAAUACUGGACGGCUCUUCCAUGUGCUGAAUAUCCAUAUGUAGAACCCCAAUCACCCUCAGGGCCAUCAGAGCAUGUCGUGCAGGGUAUCGACGUUGACACCUUUGCCGAGAGGUUCCUCCGAGACCAUCCUCCCAAAGUGCCACCAGCGUCCGUCUAUCGUAGUUCCAGAGAGCCGUGCAAUAUUUGCGGCGAGGAAUUCGAUCCAGAUGAGGACGACCUGAUCAGACACAUCCAGCAACACAGCAUCGAGCUCGCGACCAGACCAUUCUGCUGUGAGGAUUGCAACAUCGACUUCGCCUUCGCGAAAGAUCUCACUCGCCAUCGCAAACUGGCGGCUACAGGCCACUGUGGGUUCCACUUCGACCACGACGGUGAAUGCUGGGGUCACCAUCCAGGUGAUUUUUGGGGAAUGACAAGGCGUUUGGAAGCUUGGGAGACAUGUCAGAUACGAGCUCAUCGACUCGUCAUCUUGCAACUCUUGCUGGAACGUUUGGAAUAUCGCAGAGCCGCUCGAUUCUCGUUGAAUGACUGCUUCUCGGAAUUGGGCUGUUUGAAGACCAUGGACCGCUUCAGCAAGAUCAGUAUUAACAGCUUCAGUUCAGUCCCAGCUUGGGUGAAGAUGAGCGACGAUGGUGAAGUGGAAGAGUUGGCCAGACGGCUUGGGCUGUUAAACGUCAGUGGCAAGAACAGAGCCAGCAUGAUCGUCCCCUCCCGACCCAGACCGGAAUCGAUGGUGCUUGACAUGGCGUCGGAUGGUCAGUCAGGAGCAGAGGAACAACACCUACCGUUGAACCUGCACGAUGCUCAAGCAGACAUAAGCCUCCCUGGCCGCUCAACAUAUUUCCAAAUGGUUGGCAAAUUGCGAAAACCCUCCGAGUCCGCCGCGCCGUCACAGAACAGAUUUCGUCAAGCGGCAAACAAUGCAGCGAAGUUCCUCAAAGCAUCGAACAGUCAUGGAAGGGAGAUGCGACAUCUUGGCUCGACGACACGCUGA